CCUGCAACUCCCACUGCUACCUUCCGUUGUAAACAAUCCCUCCGCCGCUUGUUAAGUAAACAUCCGCCGCCUCCGUCUCCGGAAAUGGCCUCCGCCGUGACCCCCGUCGGUGCAAUCAACGUCAACAGAGCUCCGUUGAGCUUGAAUGGAUCUGGAGCAGGAUCUGCAUCAGCUCCAACUUCAUCCUUCUUGGGCAAGAAGCUUGUGACCGCCUCAAGAUUCCCGCAGAACAGUAACGUGAAGAGCAAGUCAUUCAAGAUCGUGGCUGUGGAGGAGGGAAAACAGACCGAUGGAGACAGGUGGAAGGGUCUGGUCACUGACAUUUCGGAUGACCAACAAGACAUCACCCGCGGAAAGGGUAUGGUCGACUCGCUCUUCCAGGCCCCAAUGGGAACCGGCACCCACCACCCUGUCCUAAGCUCCUACGAGUACAUCAGCCAGGGUCUCAGACAGUACAAUUUGGACAACACCAUGGACGGUUUGUACAUCGCCCCUGCUUUCAUGGACAAGCUCAUUGUUCACCUCACCAAGAACUUCUUGAAGUUGCCAAACAUCAAGGUUCCACUUAUCUUGGGUAUUUGGGGAGGCAAAGGACAGGGUAAAUCCUUCCAGUGUGAGCUCGUCUUCGCCAAGAUGGGCAUCACCCCGAUCAUGAUGAGUGCAGGAGAGUUGGAGAGUGGAAACGCAGGAGAGCCGGCAAAGCUGAUCAGACAAAGGUACCGUGAAGCAGCGGACAUAAUCAAGAAGGGGAAGAUGUGUUGCCUCUUCAUCAACGAUCUAGACGCAGGAGCUGGACGUAUGGGAGGCACAACUCAGUACACUGUCAAUAACCAGAUGGUGAACGCCACCCUCAUGAACAUAGCUGAUAACCCAACAAACGUCCAGCUUCCUGGGAUGUACAACAAGGAAGAGAAUGCUCGUGUCCCCAUCAUUGUCACCGGUAACGAUUUCUCCACUCUGUACGCUCCUCUCAUCCGUGACGGUCGUAUGGAGAAGUUCUACUGGGCUCCCACACGUGAUGACCGUGUCGGUGUCUGCAAAGGUAUCUUCAGGACAGACAAUGUCCCGGACGCGGACAUUGUCAAGCUCGUCGACCAAUUCCCCGGCCAAUCCAUCGAUUUCUUCGGUGCAUUGAGGGCGAGAGUAUACGAUGACGAAGUGAGGAAGUUCAUCGAGGGAGUCGGAGUCGAGAAGAUCGGGAAGAGACUGGUGAACUCGAGGGAGGCUCUCCCGACCUUCGAGCAGCCCGCCAUGACCAUCCAGAAGCUUCUGGAAUAUGGAACAAUGCUUGUUCAGGAGCAAGACAACGUUAAGAGAGUCCAACUCGCCGACACGUACCUAAAGGAGGCUGCGUUGGGAGACGCAAACGCAGACGCCAUUAACCGAGGAGCCUUCUAAUUCGGUUAAGCCCCUCAAUACAAGACCUAUACCGGGGAGGGCAAGCAACACAAGCGAGUUUGCCAGUUCCAGAAGGGUGUGUACUGAUCCUAGUGAUGAUGGGAUUUGUGUUUACACUUUUGCGGAUAAAAAAAUAAUAAUUUGCUCUUUCUUUUAUAUAUAUAUAUUUGUAAAAUCAUGCGAUUGUGGGUUUUGCCCUUUCUGUAAUUGAAGUGGAUCGGUGCUUUUCCUCUAUGAUAACGUGCAAGCAAUAAUUCACCCGUUUU
Messenger RNA from Tarenaya hassleriana, 1664 nucleotides. RefSeq names its product ribulose bisphosphate carboxylase/oxygenase activase, chloroplastic-like. Gene Ontology annotation, molecular function: ATP hydrolysis activity; ribulose-1,5-bisphosphate carboxylase/oxygenase activator activity; ATP binding. Bases 85 to 1398 code for a protein of 437 amino acids. The transcript is spliced from 7 exons. Gene Ontology annotation, cellular component: thylakoid; chloroplast stroma. NCBI's taxonomy places the organism in Eukaryota, Viridiplantae, Streptophyta, Magnoliopsida, Brassicales, Cleomaceae. The record is from RefSeq and is a predicted model, not a curated record.